Messenger RNA from Penicillium bovifimosum, 180 nucleotides. RefSeq lists its product as uncharacterized. The transcript has a single exon. The record is from RefSeq and is a predicted model, not a curated record. The coding region runs from base 1 to 180 and encodes 59 amino acids. NCBI's taxonomy places the organism in Eukaryota, Fungi, Ascomycota, Eurotiomycetes, Eurotiales, Aspergillaceae.
AUGGAACAAGCAUCAGAGAAUCUCGAUGAAAAGUACUUACAAAUGCCCGACAAGCGCCACCAGGACCUCGUCAACUCGCUCGACGAGCUUUUUCAGUAUGUCCCGAACGGCGAGGAAGCACACGAUCUGCCAGAAUAUGGCCCUCAUCAUGGCCUUUCCAUGAGUUUCGCCGAUUUUUAA